This is a messenger RNA of Oncorhynchus tshawytscha (Chinook salmon), 1870 nucleotides long. RefSeq lists its product as uncharacterized. The transcript is spliced from 3 exons. Gene Ontology annotation, cellular component: nucleus. The record is from RefSeq and is a predicted model, not a curated record. The coding region runs from base 278 to 1573 and encodes 431 amino acids. Gene Ontology annotation, biological process: sex differentiation; regulation of transcription by RNA polymerase II. NCBI's taxonomy places the organism in Eukaryota, Metazoa, Chordata, Actinopteri, Salmoniformes, Salmonidae. Gene Ontology annotation, molecular function: RNA polymerase II cis-regulatory region sequence-specific DNA binding; DNA-binding transcription factor activity, RNA polymerase II-specific.
UGCUGUCUGAAGGUAGGUAGGGCAAGUAGACUGUGGUGUGAGCAAACAUAUCCUACCACAGUAGCUGUCUCACCAGCCAGGAGCCCCAACAGUGUCAGUGCGACUCGAACGUCAGAGAACAGCGGAGAGUUUCAAAAGUCUCGUCUCCCUCCCUGCUCAGAGGAAUUUAGGCUAUGUGUGUCGUCACAGCCAAACGAAACGGUGCACUUCGACAACGUUAACAACUUGUAAAGUUGGAAAUACAGCACUGCAACGGCGUGGAAGACAUUUCUCAUAGAUGUCCACUCAAUUGGAAAGAGGCCUACAGCUAGAGAAGACCAGACUUAAUGCGCUGAAACUCGAAUUGGGUGAGGAGAUUGAUGUUGAGAGUCUUGACGGAUGCCUGCCCGAGGGGCGGCACGGCGACGCGGAGAAAGGAGCGAAGGUGGCCGAGGAGCAGACAGCGACGCAGCGCAAAAUGACCCGCAGCCCCAAAUGCGCCCGCUGUCGGAACCACGGCGUCGUGUCUUGUCUCAAAGGCCACAAACGCUUCUGUCGCUGGCGUGACUGCCAGUGCACAAACUGUAUGCUCGUGGUGGAGCGGCAGCGGGUGAUGGCUGCGCAAGUCGCCCUGCGGAGACAACAGGCGACAGAGGGUAAGAAAGUGAUCAGGGGAGCAGCCACACCAUUCCGUCGCACCGCUUAUCAGCGCUACACCAGAGCACCUAGCAUCUUAGCAAAGAGUAUCCUAGAGGGGUACAAACUCCCUAUGGUGGAGGACGGCCCCUGGUCCAAGCGACGUCACUUCCCCUCUGUCAGUGCCAGGAUGAGGAAGAGGAGGGCGUUUGCUGAUAAGGAGCUGGAGACUGUGAUGCUGGAGAGAGAGCUGAGACAGAGAGAGCUGGAGGACAUAUCAGGUCUCACCCUGCUUCACCCCCCGGCCCUGGCAGUGAUGCCUGCUUCCCCCCACCACUGCUGCCCACACAAGGACCAUGGGGCAUCCACCUACGUGCCUGUGUACAAAUACAAACCGGGCCCUGUGCUGUAUGAGUGUGACUUCCACUGCUACCAGGAAGAGCUCAAGGCCAGAUCAGCAGAAAGCGGUUAUAAUUAUGGUCAGUUCAUGUCAAAGUGUAACUCUAACUCUGGGGUUCUGGAACACAUGGAGCAAGCCAGGGAGAGAGCACUGGAGAGCUGGGAGUGCUCCAGGAAGAGGGAGAGCUGUCGAGAGCCGUUACCCGUGCCCUUACUACAACUACAACAGCGGGGGAGUAGUUAUUCUGAAGGCUCAGCUGAUCUGGACAAGGAUAAGGCCGUGCCAAAAUGGGUCAAAGACGAUCCAACCGUUCCUACGGCCAUCAUGCCAAAAAUAGCCAUCACACACUCUGACUUUCCCUCUGAACCAAAGCAUAUGUUUCAGGGAGAGGUAGAACCCUACAAACCCAGCAGGUUCCCAGAGCCUCACUUCCUCACACCCAAGGACUGGUCAGCAGGUGGGAUUAGGCAUCAUGACAGGCCUCAGAUCAACUCAAUGAAACCCACAGUGGUGAGGCGGCCAUUACCGUUCUCAGUGGAGUCAUUGCUGAGGGCCUGAGGAACUCAUGUCUAGAAGUGCAUUUUCUAUUAACAACACUGGUUACUGUAAAAUGCAUAACGAGUGAAAUAAUGUAAUUAAGAAAAUAAGUAUACCCAAAUCUAUGUCAGUAUUUAGUUUUUAAAAAUGUGCUCAGCAAAAAUGUGCUCAACAUUUUUCAAAGGAUUGUAAGAUAGUAUUUUUAGAGCACAAGAUACAUGUAUACAGUGGGAUCCAAAAUAAAUGACACCCUUGAUAAAGAUGAGCAAUAAUGACUGUUGUAUAAAGUAAAUAAUAAAGAUUCUCUGCUAUAAUGUG